CUGGCGGGUCACUGAGGAGGUUCCCAGGGGAAGCCCCUCCCCGCCGGGCGGGUCACUGGGGGGGAAUCCCGGGGAAGCCCCCCCGCCAGGCAGGUCCCUAAGGAGGUUCCCGGGGGAAGCUCUUCCCCGAGCUGGGGCGGCACUGGCGGGGGGGAUCCCGGGGGAAACCCCUCCCUGGCCUGGCGGGUCACUAGGUAGGGGGAUCCCGGGGAAGCCCCUCCCCGUCGGGCGGGUCCCUGAGGAGGUUCCCGGGGGAAGCCCCUCCCCGGGCCGGGGUGGAUCUCUCCGGGCGGCGGGAGAAGCUGAGUCCCCGCCCCGGCUCCCCGCUCGCCAUGGCGGCCCAGCUGCUGAUGAUGAUCCCGGCUCUGGGCAGCUUCCUCUUCACCUUCGGCACCGGCGUGGAGCUGAUCCGCUUCGCCUCGCUGCGCGCCGUGCUGCCGGGCGGGGGGCGGCCGGAGGCCACCCCCCACGUGGAGUGGGGGGCUGCCCUGCGGGACCCCCGGGUGCUGUGGCCCCUGGCCAUGGACCUGGGCCUGGUGGUGGUCUUUGUGCUGCAGCACAGCCUCAUGGCCACCGCGCUGGUCAAGCGCUGGACCACCAGCUGCUUUGGGGUGCUGCAGAGAUCCUUCUACGUCUUCUGCACCGCCCUGGCCCUCCAGCUGCUGAUGCGGUACUGGCAACCUGUCCGGCACGGCCCCCUGCUCUGGAACGCCUACACAGAGCCCUGGGACACCUGGGUCCCGCUCAUCUGCUUCAUCCUGCACUUCAUCGCCUGGCUGGUUAUCUUCAGUGUCAUCCUCAUCUUCGACUAUGCUGAGCUCAUGGGAGUCAAACAGGUUUAUUACCACUGCCUGGGCAUGGGGGACCCGCUGGCGCUGAAGUCCGUGCGGGCUGUGCGGCUCUAUUCUCACCUUCGCCACCCCGUCUACCUGGAGUUCCUGCUGGUGCUGUGGGCCGUGCCCUGCCUGGCUCUGGAUCGCCUCCUGCUGGCUGGCCUCUUCACCACCUACCUGAGCUGCGGGCACAGCCUGGACCAGCAGGACUACCUCUACCUGCGGGCCCAGCUUGACAAGAAGCUCCUGGUCUUCUCCCGUGAGGAGGCGGCCUACGGGGACAUGCUGGCCCGCAAUGGUCCCGCACGUGGCAAGGAGAGCUGAGAGGCCAGGGCCUGGGUCUCUGCCAUGCACUGAUGCCCUUAGGUCAAAAACCUUGCGCUAGUUACUGUAGGAUUAUCACUUCUGAGUGCCUAGCAUCUGCAGCAGCUUGCAAAACCAAUCCCGUCCCAGCUCUAACCACUAGGCUCCACUUCCUCCCAGACAGAGGGGUAGAGCCCAGGAGUCCUGGCUCCCAGCUCCCCCUGCUCUAACCAUUACAUCCCAGUCUCCUCUCAUAGGGUUUUAAGUUCUAUUCCCAGCUCUGGGACGGGAGUGGGGUCUAGUGGUUAGAGCAGGGUGGGAGCUGAGAGUCAGGACUUC
This is a messenger RNA of Gopherus evgoodei (Goodes thornscrub tortoise), 1475 nucleotides long. It is a transcript of the gene NRM, whose product is annotated as nurim. The transcript is spliced from 4 exons. Gene Ontology annotation, cellular component: nuclear membrane. The coding region runs from base 333 to 1157 and encodes 274 amino acids. NCBI's taxonomy places the organism in Eukaryota, Metazoa, Chordata, Testudines, Testudinidae. The record is from RefSeq and is a predicted model, not a curated record.